This is a messenger RNA of Salvia splendens (bonfire salvia), 960 nucleotides long. RefSeq names its product zinc finger MYM-type protein 1-like. The coding region runs from base 1 to 960 and encodes 319 amino acids. The transcript has a single exon. The record is from RefSeq and is a predicted model, not a curated record. NCBI's taxonomy places the organism in Eukaryota, Viridiplantae, Streptophyta, Magnoliopsida, Lamiales, Lamiaceae.
AUGUUGCUUGCAAGUGUUGAAUCUAUUGUGGAAAACAUAGAUUGUGACCCGGGAAGACGGAGACCUAUUGUUGAGUAUGAUGUCCAAGAUAGGGAUCGCAUUCGAAGAGAAUAUAUCUCGAAGGGACCUUUCCAACCAAAAGGUCAUGUGUUUAAGAAAAGCUCAUUUGGCAAUGAGAAAAGGAGUUUCCAAUAUAAAUGGUUUGAAAGACAUGCUUGGUUAGAGUAUAGUGUGGAUAAAGAUGCAGCAUUUUGUUUUUGGUGUUAUCUUUUUAGGCCUAUUAAUGACAAUCGGUUUGGUGAUGAUGUCUUUGUGAGCACAGGGUGUAAAAAUUGGAAAAAGGCUCUUGCUAUUUUUAGAGAACACGAGGGUUCAGUUAAUAGCACGCAUGAUCAGACAAGAAUACUUUUUGAAGGAUUUAAAAAUCAAAGACAAAGUGUAGAGUAUAAUUUGAUGAAAUUUGAUAGGGAAGACGAAGUCAACUAUCAGAUUCGUUUGACUGCUUCUUUAAAUGUGACUCGAAUAUUGUUGAAACAAGGGUUGGCUUUUCGAGGAAGUGAUGAAUCAUUGGAGUCUGAAAAUAGGGGAAACUUUAUAGAGAUACUUGAUUGGUUGCGUGAGCAAAAACUUGAGGUAGCAGCGGUGACAUUGGAGAAUGCUCCUCGCAAUAAUCAGAUGGUUUGUCCUUCAGUUCAAAAGGAAUUGACAAAUUGUUGUGCUGUUGAAACUACAAAAGUUAUUUUGGAAGAUAUUAAAAAUCGCAAUUUCUCUCUUUUGGUUGACGAAGCGCGCGAUGCAUCGAUAAAAGAACAAAUGGCAUUGGUUUUGAGGUAUGUUAACAAUGAUGGAGAGAUUGUAGAAAGAUUCUUGGCUUUGGUUCAUGUCACUGAUACCACGGCAAAAUCUUUGAAAGAAGGGAUUGACUUUGUAUUUGCUAAGCAUGGUUUAUCUUUGUCAUGA